This is a messenger RNA of Vitrella brassicaformis, 1476 nucleotides long. The record is from the annotation of a GenBank genome assembly. NCBI's taxonomy places the organism in Eukaryota, Vitrellaceae.
CGGGUGGUCGCCGUUUCUCGCCUUCCCCCCUUCCCCUUUUUCCUCCCCAGGCGUCCUCUCCCCAAGCCGCUGUGCGUCCACCGUUGUUCAUCUUUCCUUCCAGAAUGCUGUCCCUCAUCCGCUCCUCGCGCUUUGUUGCCGUCCCUGCUACCCGGCUGCUCCGCCCCUUCGCCAGCGUGGCUGCCACACACAACACCCCUCAGGAGUGGUAAGCGAACGGAGAAUGAUGGUGCCCAGGAAGGAUACGGUCUCCACACACCUCUGUUCGUUUUGGUGUGUGUGUGUUCAGGGGGUCGAAGAUGUUUGAUAUGCUCGACCUGGACAUGAACGGCUACGUAAGCCACCACCCGACCGACAAGCAGGAACAGGCAAAGGCACGUGGCAAGUUGCUUGCGCUGCGUUGUUUGUGUGUCACUCAGGUGGAGAAGGACGAGCUGAAGAGGGUGUGUUGGUGUUCUGGUCAGUCCAAGGAGAGCGCUGAGAAACAGUGGUGUGAGGUGCUGGCGUGUGGUGCGCCGUGUGUCGACGAAAACAUCGCACACUGGAUCAGCAAGUGAGAGAGGGAGGGAGGGAGGGAGGCAGGGAGGGAAGGGCAGCGCGGGGAGGCAGUGCACUUAUGUGGUGUGGUGUGGUUUGGUGCGUGCCGUGUGGUCGUGUGUGCAGGGACGAGUACGUCAAGUACUGGAUGAAGCAGACCGCCGACAAGAUCCAGCCCGACGGCCACUACACGCCCGCCUUCGAGAAGACGCUGCAGCAGAAGGCCCAGGAGCUCAAAGUGAAUUCACUCAACGCAGAGCUGUUCGUCAGUGAGCACCCGGAGGCCUAGCGAACUCAGCUAACGCUCUCACACCCCACCCACGUAGCUUCGGCUCGUUUCGCACCGCUUGGUUUUUUCCCGUCGUUUCUUUUCGUGUUUUUUUGCCGUGUUGGUCGAUGAGAGUUACUGCGAGAGGGUGUGGGUACGCGAGAGGGGGGCAGUGUUUCCCAUUGCAAUGCAUCUCCGUACUGUGAGAGUGACAUCUAUGACGUCCACAUCUACUUCUCCCCCUUGUGUCUGUCUUGUGUUUAUACAUUCCUGUGUUGUCUGCGUACGUGUACGCCAAUACGGGUUGCGCCCGUGUGUGUUUUCCGAAGUUUUUCCUCCCUCGUGGCCAGCGCAUGAAAGAGAGAGAGAGAGAGUGUGUCCCGCUGCCCCUACUUGCGCGUGGAGCACUGUGUAUUUAAGAGAGGGGAUGGCGUGGAACACUGAGGGAAUGAACACGUACGUGUACACAGUAGAGUGGUGCACCGAGGUGCAUCCACCCUGUGAGCGCCCAUCUCUGCCUGGCUGUCUGCCUGUCUGUCUGGCUCUCUGUGAAUCACGCUGUGCGUGAGAAGUGUGUGGCACGGAUACGUCGUGUCUGUACAUUUUCCUGUAUCCUGUGUGUGUGUAGCUGUGCAGAGAGCCUAUCUAUCCAUCUAUCCAUGUGUCUUGAC